Molecule: messenger RNA, 715 nt
Organism: Hemibagrus wyckioides
Lineage: Eukaryota; Metazoa; Chordata; Actinopteri; Siluriformes; Bagridae
Gene: sec61b
Product: SEC61 translocon subunit beta
Exons: 4
Coding region: 156-449 (97 amino acids)
Biological process (GO): intracellular protein transport
Cellular component (GO): Sec61 translocon complex
Source: RefSeq, a predicted model, not a curated record
CAAACAGGCAUCUCACAGGCUGCUGAGCUGGUCCUUGCUUGAGUUGUCGUGGCCUUUUCUGUAAAUCGUCAGCAGAAAAUAGCCCCUUCUGUCCCAGUGACCAUCAUCCUGCUCAGGUCUUACUCUCCAGCACUAAGAGAAAAACCUCAGACAAUAUGCCUGGACCCGCAGCAAGCGCAUCUAGCGUCGGCGCCUCUGGCCGUUCCCCCAGUAAGACGGUGGCCCCGAGAGCAGCAGGAUCCACAGUCAGACAGAGGAAAGCGACUGGCAGUGGAACGCGGUCUGCAGGCAGAGCUACAGCAUCAGCAGGUACAGGAGGCAUGUGGCGCUUCUACACCGAGGACUCACCCGGACUGAAAGUUGGCCCAGUGCCUGUACUUGUAAUGAGUCUGCUGUUCAUCGCCUCCGUCUUCAUGCUGCACAUAUGGGGAAAGUACACCCGCUCCUAAACCUCCCGAUGUUCGAACUCUGACCUCCAAGUGAUUAUGACAUCAGUGAUUAUGAAUUAAGCCAUUGGAUCUGGACCAAACUCUGACCCUAAACAGCAAAACCUGGCUCAUAUAUUUUCAUUUCAGAAAAUUAUACUUCCCUUCUACAAGUGUUCAUUUAUUCUUUUUUUUUUUAUCUGGAACAGGACAUGUACUUUUUUUUUUGCUAACCUUUGUACAAAUGCUGUAAAAUUGUACAAUAAAACAAAACAAAAAACACCACAAAA